Molecule: messenger RNA, 1823 nt
Organism: Periophthalmus magnuspinnatus
Lineage: Eukaryota; Metazoa; Chordata; Actinopteri; Gobiiformes; Gobiidae
Product: U8 snoRNA-decapping enzyme
Exons: 5
Coding region: 67-726 (219 amino acids)
Biological process (GO): mRNA catabolic process; sno(s)RNA catabolic process
Cellular component (GO): nucleus
Molecular function (GO): snoRNA binding; phosphodiesterase decapping endonuclease activity
Source: RefSeq, a predicted model, not a curated record
CUUGAGGGGAAAAGUGUUUAUCGAGCAUUAGUCAGCGUUUUGACAGACCUUUCUACUGACUCUGGGAUGGAGAGUGGACAGCUGUCGAGAGCCGAAGCGUUGGCGUGCACAGGCUGCAGACAUGCGUGCCAUGUGAUGCUCUUCUCCGACACCAAGAGUCAGCUGUUUGGACAGAUUCCUAUUCGACACAUUAUAUUAAUGCAGAUGCGCUUUGACGGUCUGCUGGGUUUCCCCGGUGGUUUUGUAAACCCAUCAAAAGAAAGCCUGGAAGAAGGCCUGAGCAGGGAGCUGUUGGAGGAGAUUGGAGUGGCCGUUCCCAUCUUAGAGGAGAACCAUGUGAAUUCCUGCUAUGCUCCACCCUCUCCCUCUUCAUCAUCGUCUUCCUCUCGUCUGAUAUUACACUUUUACAUGAAAAAGAUGGAAGAGGAACAGAUUCUUGACAUAGAGCGCGCAGCUGCAUCUACAGCCGUAGACCACGGGCAUGAGGUGUUGGGAAUGGUCCGAGUCCCACUUUACCAAACUAAAAAUGGAGGAGGUCUGUCUUUGUUCCUGUCUCACUCUUUUAUUGGGAACGCCCGGCUACAGCUGGUGGACUGUUUGCUGCGCUUUGGUCUCAUCCCUGCAAAACACUUACACAAAGCCCUCAUUCGCUCUGUGGAGACACACAAACAUACUGCCCAAGACCUCAGAUCAGCUCUGGACCUCAUACAGCAGAAACUGAACUGACUCUACUGCACAUGCACAAGCCUUCUUCCAGGGGCCUGCAAAUAUUAUUCAAAGUAGCCUUCAUUGAAGAAAAAUAAUUGUCAGUCAUACUUUACUUUUCUUUUCUUUUUUUUAUUAAAAUCUUGAAGAGCUCUUUUAAAUUUAUUAAGUGUUUUUUUUUUUUUAAAGAAGCUAGGUCAUACAACCUUUAUUCUUGCUUUAUAAUCCUUGAUUAGCUUGUUCUGUUUUGGUAAUAACAUAUAGGAAUUUGUAAUUGCCUUAACUGCACCUCUGGAAGAAAGGGUGUCAGCCACAUCACCUUUAAUAAAAAGGCCCCUGCCCUUCAUUUCUGAACUUAGUUGUAGCGACUGCAUGCCACAAGCAUCCGACUUUUGAGUGCUAAAGUUUAUGUUAUUAGCCUUUAUAUUCACUUGGGCCUUUUAAACUACAUUAGGGAAAACUGUCAGCGUAAAUAAAGGCUGAGGUCCAUGGGGAUAAAUAUCAAGUUUGGCCUUUUCUUCUGUGACACUGAAAAAAAUAAUGUUAUGCCCUCUAUAUUUCUGACUUUUGCCUGUCUAAUGUUGUGUUGACUGCUACAACAAAAAUGAAAUAUCUUGGGCAUAUUAUCACUGCAGACAUGGCGGAUGAUGGUGAUAUUUAUAGACAAUGUAGGAUGUUGAAUGCUCAAGCAAAUACUCUUAUGCGCAAAUUUGGUUCUUGUACUGAUGAUGUAAAGUUGAUAUUGUUUAAAUAAUAUUGUACACCUCUGUACACAGCCCACCUCUGGACUAAUUACAGAGCUAGUCUGCAAAGGCUGCAGUUGGCCUGCUUUGCGGGUGCUCCUAAGGAGGCUGCGAUGGACUAGUGUGACCAAGAUGUUUGUUAGUGUAUGAGUGAACACUUUGCAAGCUACACUAUGAACUUUAAUGUACAGUUUUAUUUGAAUAAGUUAGAAAAUAAAAUAAUGUCACUCACAAAUAUAAAAAUCAGUGUAAUAUUCUAUCAGUCCAAGAUGUGGAGACACUGGUAUGGUUGCAUUUUUAAAACAUAAAUGUUUAUUGUUGUUAUUGUUACUAUCCUUGUCUGUUAAAAAUGAGUUUGGAAUAAAGAUGAAUUGA